AUGUCAAAAGCCGGCUCGGAUAUACUGGCGGUCCUAAGGGGCCUGCAGAUAGUUUUGGAACAAGUGCAACGUGAACAUCGUGAAUUAAGCCGUCACCUGUGGGCCAAUUCCAGUAUACGUGAACUGCUGGAAGAAAACCUAAAAUUGGGCAAGGAAUAUUUACAAAAAACUGGCCAAAAUCCCACCGAAGAAUUAAAGAAACUACAACAGCUACUGCAAGAAACACGGGAACGUUCAUGUGUGGUGGUGGAGGGUGUUAAACAGCUGACUGCCGCUAAAAUAGCUACAGAUUUCAAGAUGACUCAGAUGCCAUCAUUCACCUCCGCAGCAACAUCAGCAGGUGAGAAGAUAGAGCAGAUGAUGAGUGGGCGACCUGGCGAACAGAUGGUGACACACUCAACAGUUGAUAGUCAACAACGCGUUACAAAAGAAGGGAAAUUGUCGCCCUUGACGGCAGCUGGUAAAAUAGAUGCAGCUAAUUUGGAUAUAUCCUCCAUUACACUGAAGGAAAUGGAAGAAAUUCUCUCCAGGCGUUUGGAAAUACGUAAACGUGAAAAUAUGGAACAGCAAAAACAAGAAACGAAGACGGAAUCGACAUCCUCUCCCAAUGAAACCACAGCAGCUUCCUACUCGACAUCAUCCUCCACAGCAGCUUCUUCCACCUCCGCUCCAGUUACCGACUCCAUGAAAGCCGAUUCGGUAUAUGUCAAGAAUAUGCUAUCAUUUGUGGCAGGAGCCCCAGCUGAAGGCACGACAGCAACUUCCCCCAACUCGGCACAAAUUGAAUUACCCUCCCUGACAAAGGUCUCGAAACAAAGAAAAGUACCCUCCAGCCGCAUUGGCAGAAUGGCUUCCUUUGGUGGCCUUUUUGCCGGCCUCGGUAUUGGUACCAUAAAUGAACUAACCAAAGGUGCCUUGGGCCUAGGAGGCUCCACAAAUGUCAAAGAUGCCCUCCUAAGUCCCGCCAAUGCCGAUCGUAUUGUUGACACCCUGUGCAAAGUACGCGGUGCCGCCUUAAAGAUUGGACAAAUCCUAUCCAUACAAGAUUCCAAAGUGGUCUCCCCCCAACUGGCCAAGGCCUUUGAGAGGGUACGACAAUCUGCCGAUUACAUGCCUGAUUGGCAAGUGGAACGUGUUAUGAACACCGAAUUGGGUCCUCAAUGGCGUGAUUUGUUUGCAAGUUUUGAGGAUAAACCAUUUGCUGCGGCCUCAAUUGGUCAGGUACAUCGUGGUGUUUUGAAAAAUGGCAUGCAUGUUGCCGUGAAGAUUCAAUACCCCGGGGUGGCGAAGAGUAUCGAAAGUGAUAUUGAUAAUUUAGUGGGUAUGCUGAAGGUAUGGGAUGUUUUCCCCAAAGGGUUCUUUAUUGACAAUUUGGUAAAGGUAGCCAAACGGGAGCUGAAUUGGGAAGUGGAUUAUACACGCGAAGCUGAUUAUACGGAGAAAUUUAAGGAAAUGAUUGCACCCUAUGGAGAGUAUUAUGCUCCCUUGGUUAUACGGGAUAUAACAACGAGUAGUGUUUUGACCACGGAAUUGGUACCCGGUGUACCAUUGGAUAAAUGUUUUGAAAUGAGCUAUGAUCAUCGUCGCCACAUAGGCGAAUCGGUAUUGAAGCUAUGUCUUCGAGAACUUUUUGAAUUCCAGUGCAUGCAAACCGAUCCAAAUUGGUCGAAUUUCCUCUACGAUGCCAAUUCCCGGAGGCUAAUGUUGAUUGAUUUUGGUUCAACGCGUUUCUAUCAAAAGGAGUUCAUUAAGAAAUACAGAAGUAUUAUUAUGUGUGCCGUUAACAAUGAUCGCAAGGGUGUAUUGGAAAUCUCCCGGGAAAUGGGUUUCUUAACAUCCUAUGAAACAAAAUUAAUGGAAGAGGCUCAUGUGGAUGCCGUCAUGAUAUUGGGUGAAAUGUUCCGCUGCGAAGGGGAAUUUGAUUUUGGAAAACAGAACACCACUGAACGCCUGGCAAAUUUGGUGCCCACAAUGGUGGCCCAUCGUUUGUGUCCACCGCCCGAAGAAAUCUAUUCCAUACAUCGUAAAUUAUCUGGCAUCUUUUUGUUAUGUUCAAGGCUGAAUAUACGCUUGGAAUGCCGUCCCCUGUAUGAUGAUAUUGUGGUGGGCAAAUUUAGGAAAUAA
Messenger RNA from Musca vetustissima, 2124 nucleotides. RefSeq names its product atypical kinase COQ8B, mitochondrial (gene Coq8). Bases 1 to 2124 code for a protein of 707 amino acids. Lineage: Eukaryota; Metazoa; Arthropoda; Insecta; Diptera; Muscidae. The record is from RefSeq and is a predicted model, not a curated record. Gene Ontology annotation, molecular function: kinase activity. The transcript is spliced from 5 exons. Gene Ontology annotation, biological process: ubiquinone biosynthetic process. Gene Ontology annotation, cellular component: extrinsic component of mitochondrial inner membrane.